Galendromus occidentalis (western predatory mite) is the source of this 1647-nucleotide messenger RNA. RefSeq names its product E3 ubiquitin-protein ligase TM129. The transcript has 7 exons. Gene Ontology annotation, biological process: protein ubiquitination. NCBI's taxonomy places the organism in Eukaryota, Metazoa, Arthropoda, Arachnida, Mesostigmata, Phytoseiidae. The coding region runs from base 75 to 1205 and encodes 376 amino acids. The record is from RefSeq and is a predicted model, not a curated record. Gene Ontology annotation, cellular component: endoplasmic reticulum; membrane. Gene Ontology annotation, molecular function: ubiquitin protein ligase activity.
ACAGCGAGUGAGUCUAUCAGAAGCACUUGACUCUCCGAACUUAGUCCAUCAGUAUCGGCCUAAUAUCUUUCGAAAUGAUUGCAUCAGAUGGAGUGUGGUUCACGAUUACAUACGCGCUGCUCACCCUGUGCGUGAUGGCGCCAACCGGCGAGAUAAUCGACUCGGGGCUCACGGUUUCGCGUAUGCUGAAGGGAUUCAUCGUGGAAGAGCACACGGAUUUCAUCGCGCAUCAUCUGAGUUUGACGGCAGCGAACACCAUCGUGCACUCGAUCUUGCCACUGGGGUACGUGUUCGGCUUGGUCAUUUUCGGAGGUGCUUCGCCGGAGACGCUGAUACCUUUCAAAGGAAAUCUCUGGCCGCUUUUAUUGGUAGCGGUCGUGUUAGGAGGCUAUGCGCUGAACAAAACCAGUCGUCAUUAUCUCUCCAAGUGGUCAACGCAUCCCGUCGCCAAGGUGUUGUCAUUGUACACACUGGAAUCUGACGAUUCCUGGAGGCGAGUCGCGGAGCGUCUCAACGCAGAGUUCAGAGGACCAGAUAAGUUCUCGACGGCUGGAGGGAUCACUAGAACAAUUGUUCUGCCGUCGUGGCUGAUCCAUCUGGAAACCUACGAAAUGCAUCUUAUCCACAUCGCUGACGCCAAGUUGAAGGUCAUCGGAAGCGCGGAGCACUUGGUAUCUCACCUAGAUGCCUCAGGUCUCCAGUGCUUGACGAUACUGGUCGAAAGCAGACGGGAAAGAGUGCCUUCCUUCACGUUGCAGCUUAACUCGUCGGAUUACGACGAGCUGCGUCAACGUCUUCCUCUCGAGAAUAGCAAGAAUAUACCCAUUCAUAGAAACCUGAGCGAUCGAUUCAUCGAGGCAUUCAGAGCGAAUGUCCGGCUGAAUCCCACUCUUGAGUACGAUGAGGAACUGGAUUCCUGUAUCGGCUGCAUGCAAGCCCAGCCGGAUGUCGUUCUUCGUAAAUUGUGUGACAAUGACAGUGAGGAGACGAUACGAAGCACUCGUUGCGUUGGAUGCCUGUGUCGCCCCCUAUGGUGCUCAUCGUGUCUAGCUCGUUGGUUUGCUUCGCGUCAAGACCCCGACGCACCUCACACAUGGCUUCGCGGAAAAUGCCCGUGUCCUACCUGUCGAUCGACAUUCUGUCUUCUCGACGUUCAGCCGCUCAUCCUCCGAAAAACGCCGGGAACUUCGGCAUCGUCGACUUGAAGUCUCAACUAGUCUCGUUGUAAAUUGUAACUACUUGGUACUUGUAUAGCGGAUAAUGUCUAAUGUACACGCCGAUUUCGUCCAUCACUCCGCAUAAUCAUGGAGCGGCUGAUUAAUCACAUGUAAAGUAUUCCUCUCGCCUGGAUCUCCGCCAUUAUGUGAGCAAUGUUCGAUUGAGAGGAUAACCCGGGGAAAAAUAUGCGCUCAAGCCCCGGUGGGGGACUUUCCCUCUGUGGACUUGAUUCCUCACGUCGUCCCGGUCUAAUCAUCUUCCCAAGCGUCUUUCUUCUGUUGUUUUGCCAGUCGCCGUUUCUCUGUAAGAAAACAGACGCGAUGAUGCCUUCAGCUCUAGCGCAAGUCUCGGACUUCGCAGGGUCAGCAGCGUUGCACUUAGCAUUGAGGUCGAGCUUCGUCCUUUAUUUUUGUAAAAUAAAAAUCGUUU